Molecule: messenger RNA, 846 nt
Organism: Entamoeba invadens IP1
Lineage: Eukaryota; Evosea; Mastigamoebida; Endamoebidae
Product: interleukin-1 receptor-associated kinase, putative
Exons: 1
Coding region: 1-846 (281 amino acids)
Biological process (GO): protein phosphorylation
Molecular function (GO): ATP binding; protein kinase activity
Source: RefSeq, a predicted model, not a curated record
AUGGAAAUCGAGACUGAACAAACAACCAAAUUGAAUUACAGAGAAAUCAUAGAAGACGAAAAACUAGGAGAGGGAGGUUUUGGGAUUGUCUACAAAGGGCAAUACAGAGGCGUUUGUGUUGCAAUCAAAAAGAUGAAACAACUUGAUAUUUAUGAAAGUGGACUUGCAGAGUUUGAAAAAGAAGUUGCCGUGCUAGACAAGUUCCGAUGUGAUUACAUUAUCCACUUCUAUGGCGCUGUAUUCAUACCAAGUAAGGUGUGUAUGGUCACCGAAUUUGCAUCAUUUGGGUCACUCCAAGACUUGAUAAAACACAAAAAGAGUGAUGAAAUUGAUAUGAAGUUGCGAAUUAAAUUUCUACUAGAUGCUUUAAAAGGAAUUCAAUAUUUACACGAGAAUGGGAUAUUACACAGAGACAUCAAGCCAGACAAUUUUCUAGUGUUAUCACUGGAUGUAAAUGAAAUAGUGAAUGCAAAACUGACCGACUUUGGAUCAUCAAGAAAUGUAAAUAUGCUGCAAACCAACAUGACAUUCACUAAAGGUGUUGGUACACCAGUUUACAUGGCACCUGAAAUUUUGAAACAAGAGAAAUACAAGAAGAGUGCAGACAUUUAUUCGUUCGCAAUAACAAUGUUCGAGACGAUUUCUUGGAGGGAAGCUUACAUUAAAAACGAAUUUAAAUUUCCAUGGAAAAUUGCAGAAUUUGUAAACGAUGGAAAAAGUCUUUCAAAAAAUGAAUCUAUGACAGACGAACAAUACAAAUUAAUAUCAAACUGUUGGGCACAUAAAAAAGAAGACAGAAAUACAAUUGAAAUCGUAAGAAAAAAGCUUGAAAAUAUGAUGAUUUGA